CGUGUAGUUACUUCCGUUGAUAACAAGUCAAGAUCAUAUGUGAAGCUAUGUGAUAAAACAUGACUUUCAAAUUGGCGUUAGGAUUAAAAUUGUGAUUGCAGAGGUGGUCGUACUGCAGUUGAACAAGUUCAAGUAGCAAAAUAACAAUGUCUCAACAAACAGGGUAUACGGAUACUACACCUGUCAUUCCAGGACUUGGUGCUUCACCAGUACCUACGCUAAUACCAAAUGGUCAACCUCCUCAAUGGACAAAGCCACCAAUUUCGUAUUCUGCGAAACAGCAGAGACCACCAGUGAAUGGGCAGCGGCCUCAAAGUUCAAGUAAUCCAUUUGCAGCUAAUGGAACACAAACGCCUCAAAACCCUGGUAGUCUGUCUUCACAAUCGUCAAGGGAUCCUUCGCCGGCGCCGUCAAGUGCAUCUACCCUAUCGUCUUCUACUCCAAACCUCGCGUCCCUCGAUAACACUGGGCGGCAACCUGGAAGAGUGCCUGUGUUGCCUUCUAACCCGUACACCCCUUUGCAGACUGGAUCGGGGUCACCACUGAGAAUAGCACCACACGGUAGCAGCCAUCCACAUCUCUCAGCAGGUGCUUCAUCUGGCCAGCAAGUGCAGCCAGAACAGAGGUACAGUCCAGCUGUUCAGCAGAUGGGCUUCUCAUCUCCACAUAUAAAUGGCCCAAAUGUGGGGAUUCCUCCCACUUCGAGGAUUGUGCGAACUAACAUGGAAGGAACUGUUGCGAGGAGUGAUGUGCAGGAUGGCUCGGAGCAUCUCGACCAGUCACCAAAAAAUCAAGAACUGCAGAGACAGAUGCCUUAUGCACCACCUGCUGUAACACAGCAGCAAAGCAGUGGACAGGUGCCUUCUUACCCUCAGCAACAAGGCCAGAGAAUGCAAGGGGACCACCAGGCUUCAGCUCAGUUCAUGCAGCCCGGUCAGCAUCAGUUGCAAGGCCCCCCCACUUUGUACGGUGGUGUCAGUCCUCAGAAGAUUCAAGGAAUGUCUAAUGUUCAACAGGCAUCACCAGUCCAGGCUGCUUUCCAGACUGUGAAUCCAAUUUUUAAGCCACAGGUGGCUGGUCAGCAGCACAUGGAUCAAAGUUCUCCCUCUCAGCAACUUUUAAAUCAGAGGAAGCCAGUCGAUAGACCUCAGCCCCAAGGGCUUCAGUCACAGACCCCUGCAGGGAACCAGUAUCAACAGAGCACGAGUGUCUAUGAAAACCAGGGAACGAAUUCACAGGUACAGCAAGCACCGCAGCUAGCGAGGACAAACUUAACACAAACACCAGUGAAUCGGUUGCAAGGACAGAAUCAGUUUUCCUCUUCUACGACAAACCAACGACUGGUGAACUUGCCAGAACAAACUUUUGUUCAACCUCGAGCCCAAGGUCCAAGUCAGAUAAUGCGUCCACCACUUAAUCAACCUGUGGGACAAGCUUUCACUUCUGAGCCUCCCAAGAGUGGUACGCAGUUGCAGCCGACAAAUCAGUUUCCACAGCCUCCUAAUCAGCUCUCGACUGGUGCUCCCACUCAGCAACCGUAUACCCCAAAUACUUACGGACAGGCCAGGAACAAUCCACCCGCGAAUCAGUUCUCGUAUGCUUCGAGUCAGCCGUAUCCGCAGAGUUCAGAUUCACGUGUAAACUCAUCUGCCAGGCAGAUGCAGCAGCAGCAGCAGCAGCAGCACAUUCCAGGUCAGUUCCCUCCACAGCAGCCAGCUGGUGCCUCUUAUCAGUCUGGAAUCACUGGUCCUGCUUCACCAGGCUACCCAGGACAGAAUAUUGUGACUCAGAUCGGCACACAACAACAGCAUCACCACCAGCAGCAGCAGCCACAGCCACAGCCGCAACCAGUACCAUAUAAACCUGGAGCAUCUGCACCAACAUUAACACAGUUCCCACCAUCUAUUCCAAGGAGUCAAGAUCAGGGCCCUUACUUGCCAACCUCACAGGGACCACCACAAAUGACACAUCCUCCACAGCUACAGCAGCAGCAACCACAGCAACAGAUGCCUCAACAACUACAGCAGCAGCAGCAUCAGCAACAGUUGCUUCAACAACGACAACAACAACAACAACAGCAGCAGCAGCAGCAGCAGCAGCAGCCACCGCAGCAACAACUGCUUCAACAACAACAGCAGCAGCAUCCGGUAGCUCCAUGGCUCAACACGCAAGUGACACCCAUUCAGCAGCAGCAGCACCAGCACCCAUUGGUCAAAAGGUAUCCACAGCAGCCUGAUUAUCAGCCUACCAGCCCAGAUAGUCUCAGUCAGAUGAUGUCUGGAAUGUCAGUUGCUCAGCAAGGUUUCAACAAAUUGUGGGGACAUGAAAGCUGUGAUCUUCUGCAGAACCGAAACAUACUACCUCCUGAGAAAAUUGAACCACCAAAAAUUAGAUUACACCAAGAAUUUUUGGAUAGUGUUAAUUGUAGCCCAGACAUUUUUAGGUGCACACUUACCAAAAUACCUGAAACGAGUUCCCUUCUGCAGAAAUCAAGAUUACCUUUAGGAAUACUUAUUCAUCCCUUCAAGGAUCUUAAUCACUUGCCUGUUAUACAGUGCAACACCAUUGUCCGCUGCCGUUCGUGUCGAACUUACAUUAAUCCAUUUGUGUAUUUUGUGGACCACAAACGAUGGAAAUGCAAUCUCUGCUUCAGGGCAAAUGAAUUACCAGAGGAGUUCCAGUUUGAUCCUGUCAGCAAAUCCUUUGGGGAUCCAUCAAGGAGGCCUGAGAUAAAGUCUUCAACCAUAGAAUUUAUUGCUCCAUCAGAGUAUAUGCUACGGCCACCGCAGCCGGCUGUGUACCUCUUUGUGCUGGAUGUAAGUGCUUUAGCUGUUGAAUCUGGAUACCUUCAGAUAUUUUGUGAGACUCUGCUGGAGGAACUGGAUAAACUGCCAGGUGAUGCGAGAACCACUGUGGGCUUCAUCACAUUCGACAGUACAAUUCACUUCUACAGUCUCGCAGAGGGCCUCAGUCAGCCACACCAGAUGAUUGUUGUGGACACUGAUGAUGUUUUCCUGCCAUGUCCUGACAAUCUGCUCGUCAACCUUGCCGAAUGUCGAGAGCUCGUGAGAGACCUGUUGCAGCAGCUGCCUCAGAAAUUCUCGGUGUCUCACGACAGCCAAUCAGUGCUGGGUGCUGCCCUGCAGGCUGCCCACAAGUUAAUUUCACCAACUGGAGGAAGAGUGACAGUUUUCCAGUCUUGCUUGCCAAAUCAAGGGCCUGGUGCACUCACUCCUCGAGAGGAUCCCAGUCAGCGAGCGGGGAAAGAUGCUCCACAUCUUAACCCUGCCACUGACUUUUAUAAAAGGCUGGCUCUCGACUGUUCAGGGCAUCAAGUUGCAGUUGAUCUGUUUAUUGUCAACAGCCAAUACUGUGACUUAGCCACAAUAUCUGGAAUUUCGAGGUUUUCUGGGGGUUGUAUUCAUCAUUUCCCUCUUUUCAAAGCCUCAAAUGUUCUUCAAGCAGAAUAUUUUCAGAGGUCACUGAAGAGGUACCUAACACGCAAGAUUGGGUUUGAAGCGGUGAUGAGAAUCCGAUGCAGCAGAGGACUGGCAAUACACACGUUCCAUGGCAACUUUUUUGUACGCUCAACUGAUCUGUUGUCACUGCCAAAUGUGAACCCAGAUGCAGGCUUUGGGAUGCAAAUUUCUAUUGAGGAGAGCCUUACAGACCUUCAGAAUGUAUGUUUUCAGGCAGCUUUGCUUUACACAUCAAGUAAAGGAGAACGUCGAAUUAGAGUACAUACACUUUGUUUACCAGUUGCGACUGGCCUGGCGGACAUCCUUCAUUCUGCGGAUCAACAGUGUAUUGUGGGAUUGCUUGCAAAGAUGGCUGUGGACCGUUCCCAUGAAUCGUCACUUUCUGAUGCUCGUGAUGCCUUCAUCAAUGUUGCUAUUGAUGUGCUGUCUGCGUACAGAUUGGCACAGGGUUCAGCAGCAGCUAGUGGAGGACUUGUUGCACCAUUCAGCUUAAGAUUGUUGCCUCUCUACAUUCUUGCACUUCUAAAAUAUACUGCAUUUCGCACUGGGCAGAGCACGAGACUUGAUGAUCGUUUAUUUGCCAUGUGCCAGAUGAAAAACUUGCCUUUGGCAUUGCUUAUACAAAGCAUUUACCCAGAUAUGUAUCCUGUUCAUUCCCUCAGUGAUCAGGGCAUUCCACAGGAGAAUGGUGAAAUCAUACCUCAACCUCCAAGACUACAUCUCAGUGCAGAAAAAUUGGAUUUUAGAGGAGCAUUCCUAAUGGACACCGGUGAUCAUAUGAUUAUAUAUGUUGGGCGCAAUGUUGCUCCUGAAUUUUGUAUAAAUGCUCUUGGUGUUCAAAGUUUUUCAAUGAUACCUGAAGACAUGUAUGAGCUACCAGAGCUUGAAACGAUAGAAUCUGGAAGGCUACGUAGAUUUAUUAACCAUCUUCAGUCGGAGAAGCCGGUACCUGCAACUUUAGAAGUUAUAAGGGACGACAGCCCUCGCCGUGGGAAGUUUCUAGAACGACUCAUAGAGGACCGUACAGAAUCGGCGUUAUCUUACUACGAGUUCCUGCAACACCUGAAGUCAAACAUAAAGUGAUCCUAUACAGAACACAGCACAUUCACAACAUUAAACAGCUGACACUUGUUAGCAAGGCUCUAAACAUCAGAUUUAUGCAUUGUGUAUAAUGUGUUGUGCAUUAAAGUUUUUGAGUUCAUGGACAAUUACUCGUGCUGGGCACUCGUUCGGAUACAGAUGAGACAUGAUUACAGUAUAGGAAUUUGCUGCAGUUUCUUUAAGUUGUGGGCCAUCUUGGCUUUUUCUGUUGUUUGUGCUCUAUUAAACCACUUGAUAGCAGAGUGCACAUACAGUGACAACAUUGUUGCAACAUUUUUGCCAUUCUGUUUCUUCAUAUCUGAUAGUUAAAAAAAGUGAAUAUUCUGGAGCUGUUCUUGACCCAGUGAAGAUAUCAUCAGCUAACUAGGGAACAUUUCAGAAGCAAAUGGAAAAAAAAAUUCUUCAGCUUUAAAAACUUAAAUGACUAUGGUGUUGUGAUGCCUGAGAUUCUCUUUUGCCCAAAGAGUUUAUGUAGUCUGAUUCUUGUUUUUGCUGAGUGAAGGAAAAGACUAUAGUGUACAAUGUGGUGAAUAUUUAUAAAUGUGUUUGUCUGUAAAGAAUGAUACUUUUAGGGCAGGGACAAACUUUAACUGUAGAAUAUAUAUAAUUUUGUUAAAUGUAGAUGUUUUUGCUGUUUGUACUUUGUUAAAUAAUUGUUGUGUAAAUGGUAGAAAUGAAAAUGGAUAGAAAGUUUCAUGUCAAAUCUGGAAGCAGCGUCCGGUUAAUCUCCCAGUUCGUAUGUCCCGUAUUUCUGUGGAGCUCAUACAUCUUAACAGAGGAUAUAGUUUUUAAAGGAAGAAAAGAUCAAUUUUUUUUUAUUCUAGUCACAUAUAGACUAAUUUACUACCUUUUAUUGGUGUGAAGUCCUGUGUGUCCACUGGCUGCAAACCUUUUACAGUAUACUGUGUUGAAAUUUUUUUAAUGUGUUGUACAGUGGCAUUUUUUGAAUCACUCUGGGUUGUAUUAUCUGUAUUGAAUACCGUGGUAGACUGUUUUGGGUCCAGAAUUUUAUCACCUCUUCAAAAGAUUGUGUUUGUUAUAUAAUUCCUCACAAAAGAUUUUCAUUUUUUGCAUGGUUGGGAUGUUUUUUUAGUUAUUCUUUCAUGUUUGACAUGUUUUAAGAAGAGUUUGAAUGUAAUAUAUUGUGAUUAUUAUAAAAUUUGUAUCAGAUAUUGUACUACAAAACUGAACUGGUCAGAAGCUUUUUUAUAUUAUACUUAUGGUUCACUAUCAGGGGAGUAAUGUAAUGAACAGAGUUAUAUAAAACUGUUGAUCUGUGGAUUUCGUUACUGGAUUGUCCACAUGCCAUUACAAAAUCAAAAAUUGGCUAUAAUAAAUUAAAUUAUCACUUAUUC
This is a messenger RNA of Schistocerca nitens (vagrant locust), 5935 nucleotides long. It is a transcript of the gene Sec24AB, whose product is annotated as protein transport protein Sec24A. Lineage: Eukaryota; Metazoa; Arthropoda; Insecta; Orthoptera; Acrididae. Gene Ontology annotation, cellular component: COPII vesicle coat; endoplasmic reticulum exit site. The record is from RefSeq and is a predicted model, not a curated record. Gene Ontology annotation, biological process: COPII-coated vesicle cargo loading; intracellular protein transport; endoplasmic reticulum to Golgi vesicle-mediated transport. The transcript is spliced from 21 exons. Gene Ontology annotation, molecular function: zinc ion binding; SNARE binding. Bases 147 to 4562 code for a protein of 1471 amino acids.